GUGGAGAGGAAGGGAGAGACACACACUAAGGAAGCUUAGGGACAAGGGGGGAGUUAUUGCCGGUUCUACUUACAGAUAGACAGGCGGACAAAACUCCUGUCUCACUUUCCUCCUGCAGCUCCCAUACACAGCGGCGGUGCCAGUGCGCUUUACUGAAGCAGAGGUGGAAGUGUAGGCGACAGAAAAAGGGAGUUGCCUACCAACAGGGGUCAGGCAGGCAGGGGCAAGCCAGUGGAUGUUUUUUAAGAGGGUGCUUAUCUGACACUGACAACAGGAUGAGAAGUUAAAGCAAGGGAGGAGAGAGAGAGGGAGAGAGAGAGCAGCUCAGGGCAAAGACAUGGAGAGAACAGCAUUACCCACAGUCUGUUUACAUAGGAGACACAGAAGAGAUUGGCUGCCCUGAGAGAGAUAGGACGAAAAACUGUCCGAGAGAAAUUACAGAGAGAAAGUUAAAGAGUCCACUUUGUCCAUUCUGUCCAAAGGAGCGGGAGUGAGAGACGAGGGAUCAUAACACUGGAGCUCAAGGAUAAACCAUGGACUCUGCAUACAUCCCACCACACCUGGACGUCCACCAUGCUCCCUGCUAACCUCCUGCUCCUCAUGGUCCUGCUGCUACCUCAAGCCUCUUCUGGUCGCCAGGGCGGAGACACCAGUGAGAUCGACGAUGGCAGGGUUUCCCCCUCACCGUCCUCCCUGUCCCCUUCACCACCUGGCUCCAUCCUUGAGCCCAGUCUGGCUCAGACCAUCCAGAGCCUUCUCCUGAGCCGGCUGGGCCUGCAGUCCCAGCCUGACCCUCAUCCCGGGGUGCCGGUUCCUCGGUACCUCCUGGACUUGUACCGCUUCCACCAGCAGCAGUACCAUCUAGUGGAGGACCCCUUCUUCAGCUUCCCCAGCCAGCACGUCCAGAGGGCCAACACCGUACGCAGCUUCCACCACACCGAUCCCCUUGAAAGCAGUCCCACAGUAGACGAUCAAAAGAGGGUACACAUCUCCUUCAAUGUGUCUUCCAUCCCUCAAGAUGAGAAGGUGGUCUCCGCUGAACUUCGUCUCCUCCGCAGUGACAAGGCCUCCCUGAGCCCCGGGGCCCACAGACUCAGCCUGUACCUGUCUGAGAACCAUGGGGACUCGGAGCCUGUCCUGCUAGAGACAAGGUUACUCACCACUGGCCUCCACAGUAAUAAACCAAAUGGUUACUGGGAAGCUUUUAGCCUCAGUGCAGAGCUCCUGCAAAAGGCCCUUGCUGCGAGAGGCAGCUUAGGCUUCCUCUUGGAGGUCAGCCCAGAAAACAGCACCACCUCGCCCCAGGACCAGGGCCUGUCCUCUGCUGUGGACAAAGAGGGAGAAAGGGAGAAACACAAAGAGGGACACCUGAGGGUUUGCAGGUCCUUGGGGCAGGAUGAGCACAGCUGGGCCCAGGACAGACCCCUUUUGGUGACUUACAGCCAUGACGGGCGAGGAGAGCCUCUGGUCACACACAGCAGGAGGAACCCCGGCACUGCCCAGAGGAUGAGAGGGAGGAAAGGGACUAAAGACAGGGCAAGGAGCAGUAGCAAGGGGCGCAGUAGAGACCAAGACUGGGGGAGGGUAAAAAAAAGAGGGUAUAUAGGGCCAGUCUGGGGCAGUGAUGGGGGAGGAGUGGGUUGGAGUGAACGUGGGAGGGUGAAAAGAAACGGAGGGCGAGCUGCAAAACUGAAACGCCUCUCCCGUGCCCGAUGCCGCCGCCACCCUCUCUACGUAGAUUUCAACGACGUGGGCUGGCACAAGUGGAUCAUUGCACCCAGUGGCUACGAUGCGUUCUUCUGCCUGGGAGAGUGUCGCUUCCCUCUGGCCGACCACAUGAACUCAUCGAGCCACGCCAUGGUGCAAACGCUGGUAAACUCUGUGAACGGAGCCGUGCCCAGGGCCUCCUGUGUGCCUACCUCCCUCAGCCCCAUAGCCCUGCUUUACCUGGACCCUCAAGACCGAGUGGUGCUGAAGAACUACCAGGACAUGGUGGUGGAGGGCUGCGGCUGCCGGUAGUGGGCUUGGCAGACUCCAGACAGACCCCAGCGACCUGCAGACGGACUUAGGCAUCAGUAAAGACAAAUGUAGCAGUAAAUGAGGGAUGAAUGAGGAAGAGGGGAAAGGGGAAAUGCAUGUCGCAGCAAAAUCAUCAUCAUCAUGAUCAGAAGCAGGAAAAAUGGUGGGACAGAGAGAGAGAGGGUGGAAAACAGAGAGAGAAUGUAAAAUCUGCCACACCAGAGAGGAAACUAGAAGAAAACAAGGCAGAGAAAAUGAAGGUUGAGGUUAUGGUAACUGAAACUGUCAGGAAUGAGUUUACACAGGAUAUAAUACUCAUUUUUCCCCAUUCAGUGAUCACCAGCUGCCACUUUACUUGUUCUCCUCCAAGACACCAGCGCUCUAACACUCAGAAGGUGCCUAUGUACUCGUGUUUGCUUCGCCACUCAUCUCAUUCUCAAGUGAAGCCCCGACAGACAUGCACGCAUUUCACUGAUGCACACAGAGGACAGGAAAAAAAAAUGGCAAAAGCUAUCUCAGACGUGCAGUUUAAGUCCUUGUGCACUUGCAUACAAUGGACGUCAAGUGCGUGUAGGCAGCGUAGGUUAAGCUAUACUGACUCUUUGAAUGGACUGAUUGAGAACGAUGAGUUUUUAGAAACAUGAUGAUGAUGACACCAGUUUGGCAUCUAAACUUUGCGGGACGAUGUUGUAUCUGCAGUUUAUGAACCGAGGGGCAGGGUGCAUCUCUUAUCAUGAGCAGCAGAUACUGAUAUAUUAAAUCCUGUUUGCUUUUGUGACAGACUGCCAGACAGGCACAGCACACUGAUUGUCCCUGCCAAGCACCCCUGCAUCACAAGCUAUUUAAAACCACAACAAUAAUACUGAGGAACUAUUAUGCUAUUGUUUGAAUGUACUACUAUCACUAUUAUUUAAAGAGAGACUUUUUUUUUUGUACAUUUCUUUUUUCGCAUACAUGAAGAAAAUCCAAGUGAUAGUUGUAUUGUCAUUAAACAUAAUUCCAUUAAAUGGCGAUUCUAACUUAAAAGACACUAUGUAUUUAAAUAGCAGCAAUAUGGUGUAUUUAAUCUUGAAAAUAUUUAAGAUACCUGCACUCAACAGAACGUACAACAAACUGACGCCUGCCUUCCACAAGAAUGCUUUGGUAAAGUAAGUUAUGGUAGCUUUAUAUCUGUACAUAUGGUCAGUGUAUUGAAUUAACAGUCUGUGUUACUUCAAAUGUCCACCCUAUCAUUGCAGAUAUUACAGUGUACAACACAUGAUAGCAGAGUUAAGCGGUGUCGCCUUUAUAAGCUUAACUAAUAAAUCAAAUCAAAGCUCUAUGUAUUGUAGCUAUUGAACUGUGUACCACCAGGUGUCUUUGCUAGCUGUGUGUGCAUGUCUCCAAAAAAAAAAAAAAAAAAAAAGGAAAAAAGGAUGAUACUAAAACUGGGACUUUAGUGCCUUUCAAACAGGGACUUUGCAAGUGUUCACUUUGUUUUUCAGUGUUGCAUUUUCUCUCUAAAUGGAAAAAAAAGAAAAACAUUUAAACAACAGCCUGUAAAAUGUUUGACUCAAGACAUUAUACCUGUAAUAAACAGAGCAAGCAGCACAA
Messenger RNA from Myripristis murdjan (pinecone soldierfish), 3612 nucleotides. It is a transcript of the gene bmp16, whose product is annotated as bone morphogenetic protein 16. Bases 574 to 2019 code for a protein of 481 amino acids. The record is from RefSeq and is a predicted model, not a curated record. NCBI's taxonomy places the organism in Eukaryota, Metazoa, Chordata, Actinopteri, Holocentriformes, Holocentridae. Gene Ontology annotation, cellular component: extracellular region. Gene Ontology annotation, molecular function: growth factor activity; cytokine activity. The transcript is spliced from 3 exons.